Cheilinus undulatus (humphead wrasse) is the source of this 1714-nucleotide messenger RNA. Its product is annotated as membrane-spanning 4-domains subfamily A member 12-like. The coding region runs from base 423 to 1130 and encodes 235 amino acids. Gene Ontology annotation, cellular component: membrane. The transcript is spliced from 7 exons. NCBI's taxonomy places the organism in Eukaryota, Metazoa, Chordata, Actinopteri, Labriformes, Labridae. The record is from RefSeq and is a predicted model, not a curated record.
CAAGAUUUUGACAUUUGACUUUAUCUUUAAGUUCUCUGAUCCUACAAGUUUAGUGUAGUUUACAUCCAAGGUUCCUAUAGUUUAUUCUAGCCAACAAAUAUAACAGACCCUUGGGAUUUUUUUUUGUAUAAAUCUCUAAACUCAUUUCCUAACACAUUCACCAAGAGCAAAGGUUCAUAGAGGAGAGCUGCUGUUAACUGAUGCGUCUAAUGUUGGUAUUCAGCCCAAGGCUGCUGGAUUGAGUGCUGCAUUACUGGAAGUAGAGUAGACGUCAGGAAGGGGGCGGUCAGGGAGUAAGGCAAGUCCCCUCACCACCAGCUUAGAAAAAACACAAUUUUCUCCAUCAUUAUUACCAAUAGGGACCAUAGCUGAUAGUCUUACCUGAGAGACAGAGAGCCUCAGUCACCAACGAUCUCACCUGGAUGAUGUCAUCGGCAGUUGAAACCACAUCAGGUGGCCUGGUGGUCACCCAGGUGUUCCCGUCUAAUCAACCCCAACCCCAGGAGGCUCAGCAGGCGGAUCCGAGGACGCACAGGUUCAUCCAGACAUACCCGCUGGCUGUCGGAAUGGUUCAGAUCAUGAUUGGCGUCUUGGUCCUCUUGUCCGGUAUUGUCAUGGCGGUACCGGGGAUCAGUUUAGGAGUGUACAGCGGUUUCUUUGUGUGGGGUGCCGGCUUUUACAUCGCCUCCGGUGCGCUCACAGUGGCUGCUGGGAAAUCUCUCAGUCGCUGUCUGGUCAACACUGCUUUGGGUUUCAACGUGGUUUCCUCUGUAGCAGCAGUUUCCGCCAUUGUCCUGUACUGUCUUGAUGUCAUAUUAGGAGGUGCUCUCUAUCCACGUUGGGAACUCAUGGUUCUGAUUUCAGGUUUUUCAGGGGUCCUGUUUGUGUUCCAUAUCUUGGAGUUUGCUGUUUCCCUCACCGUCUCUAUCUUUGCCUGUAGAGCUACCUGUAACUGCUGUGACAACCAGCAACAUCCGUACGUCUACUACACGCCUGCCCAGGCUCCACCACAUACUGGACCUGCCACCAUGGCUGUACCACCACAACAGAUUCCCAGCUUUCCAAAACCUGCAGCGGACCAGGACCAGAUUCUCCAUGGGCUCAAUGAACCUCCGGCCUACACAGGCUGAAGAAAAGACCUGCUUUAAAGUAAAACCACAUGAUAACAACAUGCAAUGAACACAGCCAUAGAGAGUUACCAUCCUGUCAUUCAUUUAAACAUAAUGUUAAGAAAUGGUUGACUGAGAACCAACAAUGUCAACACUGAUGCUGUGGCUAACCAUGCUAACAUCAACUGUACCAUUGCUAUUGUGACGUAAUUAUAGUUUUUGUGAAUCAUGCUCUAAAUGUUCAUAUUAUCAUUAUUAGUUACUUUACUGCUGCAUGCUAUGUUUUAUUCUAUGAUGCCCCAUAACAAUGGCAAAGGGACUGCAGAUGAAAACUAGCCUCUAGGCCAGGGGUGUCAAACUCAAGGCCUGGGGGCCAAAUCCGGCCGUGGAAUGAUUAUAUCCAGCCCACAAGAUCAUAUCAUAUUUGUAUUCUAAUUGGCCCACCAGUAUGACGUCUGCAGAUUUCCUCCAGCAUAAGUUGUUAAGCCAUAAAAAUCUGAAAAAGUAAAGUGUCAGAAAGAUUUCAUAUAAAGUCAAGAAUGUAGGGAAAGGAAUUAAUUUUUUUUUUUUUUUCACAUUUUUAAGUUUUCAUCUCAAGAUAACGA